CUUCAACCGACGUAAAACAUUUGUGGACGGAGGGACACAUAAAAGCACCAGCAAGUCGCUCCAUGGCUACGACCACCUCCUCUGUGCCUGCGACUCCCUCGGAGAUUGCAACAACACGUGAAGCCUCGUCAUUAUCCAUUUCCCCGGCUCCUAUCACUAUCAUGCGUCAUUACAUCGGAGUCGACAUCGGCGGCACUAGCGUCAAGUGUGGCGUCGUGUCGUCUGAAGGCGUGCUCCUCUCCCGCAACCAGCGCAAGAUCGAGGACGAUCGGUCGUCCGACGUCGUUGUCGGUCUGUGCAUCGCGAUUGUCAAAGAAUGCGUCGAAGAAGCCGGCAUCUCGUGGUCCCACAUUGCCGGUCUGGGCGUGGGCUGCCCCGGCCAAGCCUCCAACGGCGUGCUCGUGGCCGCCGCCAACUUUGAAACGUGGAAGGACGUGGCGCUCGAGCGUUUGUUGAACGAAAGCCUGCACAUUCCGUGCACCCUCGUCAACGAUGCCGACGCCGCCGUCGCCGCCGAGCACUGGGUCGGCACCGCGUCCAAAGUCAAGAACUUUAUCAUGCUCACCCUUGGCACUGGCAUCGGGUUUGGCGUCGUCAACGACAACGCCAUCUUGGCUGGUGGCACCGGCAUGAUUGAAGGCGGGCACGUGAUUGUCGUGCCCAACGGCCGUGCUUGUGGCUGCACUCAAAAAGGGUGCUUGGAGCGCUACAGUUCGGCCACGGCGUUGAUUCAACAAGCCAAGCUCAAAGCCACCGACAAAUCGCUGAACACGAAGCUGUCGGAUCUCAAGAUUGACGAGAUCACGGCCAAACAAGUGUUUGAAACGGCGGCCACUGGCGACUCUGUUGCCAAGGAGCUCAUUGCCGAGGCGGCAGACUACUUGGGGUUUGCCUGCGUCAACUUUUGCCGUAUCUUGGACCCAGAGCUCAUUGUACUCUCGGGCGGGCUCGCUGAAAACGGCGAGUAUUUCAUCCAAGCCAUUCGCGAUGCGUACACCAAGUACACGUGGACCAAGCUACCCAACCCGGUCCGCAUUGAAAAGGCGUCGGUGGGGUACGACUCUGGCAUCAUUGGCGCCGCUGCGUUUGCGUUCAAGAAGAAGGCGGAAGUUUAGAGAAUUCGCGAGCGCCUUUAAUUAUAAUUUCAUCAACGUACCCUUGGA
Messenger RNA from Aphanomyces astaci, 1163 nucleotides. RefSeq lists its product as hypothetical. Gene Ontology annotation, molecular function: N-acylmannosamine kinase activity; UDP-N-acetylglucosamine 2-epimerase activity. NCBI's taxonomy places the organism in Eukaryota, Oomycota, Saprolegniomycetes, Saprolegniales, Verrucalvaceae. The record is from RefSeq and is a predicted model, not a curated record. Bases 63 to 1115 code for a protein of 350 amino acids. The transcript has 7 exons.